AUGGCUUCCGAAGGCCCUCUGUACUUGGGCUUUGACCUUUCCACCCAACAGCUCAAAGCCAUCGUGGUCGACUCUGAUCUCCAGACAGUCGCUCAGGCCAAGGUCGACUUUGACGCAGAUUUCAAGGCCACAUACCAUAUCACCCAUGGCGUCCACCACAGAGACUCGACGGGCGAGGUGUACGCCCCGGUCGCCAUGUGGGUGGAAUCUCUCGAUCUCGUCCUCAAACGCCUGAAGGACGCCAUGCCCGUCCCAAUGAGCCGUAUUCGUGGCGUUUCGGGCAGUGGCCAGCAGCACGGCAGCGUGUACUGGAACGAGCACGCAGAGAAGAUCCUGGGCGGCCUCAAGCCCAGCGAGGACCUCGUGGGACAGAUCAAGGGGGCAUUGGCCAAUGAGUGGAGUCCCAACUGGCAGGACCAGAGCACGCAAAAGGAAUGUGAUGCUUUCGAUGCGGAACUAGGUGAUCGAGAGGCCCUGGCUGAGGUCACAGGCAGCGGCGCACACCACCGCUUCACAGGCCCCCAGAUUAUGCGUCAGCGCAAGGUCAAACCAGACAUGUACAAGGCAUCGACACGCAUCUCACUCAUCUCUUCCUUCCUAGCCUCACUUUUCCUGGGUGACAUCGCCCCCUUGGAUAUCAGCGACGUCUGCGGAAUGAAUCUGUGGGACAUGAAGACACAGACAUGGUCCGACGGCCUCCUCAAGCUCACGGCGGGGUCCCAGGACGACGCCGAGAUCCUCAAGAAGAAACUGGGUGAGCCCAGGAGUGAUGGUGGCGCCAGCUUCGGCACCGUCUGCAACUACUUCGUCGACAAGCAUGGCUUCUCCAAGGAAUGCCAGGUCAUCAGCUUCACGGGUGACAACCCUGCCACCAUCCUCGCCCUUCCUCUCCGACCCCUGGACGCCAUCGUGUCAUUGGGCACGUCCACCACGUUCCUCAUGAACACACCCAAGUACAAGCCCGACGGCUCGUACCACUUUUUCAACCACCCCACCACAGAGGGACACUACAUGUUCAUGCUGUGUUACAAGAACGGCGGUCUGGCGCGGGAGAAGAUCCGCGACCAGCUGCCCAAGCCAGAGAACGGCGCCACGGGAUGGGAGAACUUUAACGACGCGGCCGUCCAGACACCACCGCUCGGCGUGGCGAGCAAGGAGGACAGGGCCAAGCUGGGUCUCUAUUUCUACCUGCGCGAGACAGUUCCCAACAUCCGGGCCGGCAACUUCCGCUUCACGGCGGCGCAAGACGGCUCCGAUCUACGACGGGAGGAGGCUGGCUUCGAAGCGAAGACAGACGCAAGAAUCAUCGUAGAGAGCCAGGCCUUGUCCAUGCGUCUCCGGUCACAGAACCUCGUGCACGCCCCCGAUGCGGCAGGGAAGCUCCCCGCGCAACCCAGGAGGAUUUACCUCGUCGGCGGCGGCUCACUCAACCCCGCCAUUGCCGAGAUUAUGGGCUCAGUGCUCGGCGGCUGCGAGGGCGUGUACAAGCUGGACGUCGGCGGCUCGGCCUGUGCCCUGGGUGGUGCGUACAAGGCACUGUGGGCGUUGGAGCGCAAGGGAGGCGAGACCUUUGACGAGCUGAUUGGCAAGCGUUGGAAGGAGGAGGGUGCCAUUGAGAAGGUCGACGUGGGCUUCAGGGAUGGUGUCUACCAGCAGUACGGCAAUGUGCUCGGUGCAUUCGAGGAGAUGGAGAAGCGGCUGUUGGCGGAAGAGAAGGAGUAA
Molecule: messenger RNA, 1722 nt
Organism: Emericellopsis cladophorae
Lineage: Eukaryota; Fungi; Ascomycota; Sordariomycetes; Hypocreales; Bionectriaceae
Product: D-xylulose kinase A-like protein
Exons: 3
Coding region: 1-1722 (573 amino acids)
Biological process (GO): xylulose metabolic process; D-xylose metabolic process
Cellular component (GO): cytosol
Molecular function (GO): D-xylulokinase activity
Source: RefSeq, a predicted model, not a curated record